AUGUCAUCUAUUCGAGAGCUCUUCGGCGGCGCGAUCCAGUGCACCCUCCCAACCCGACUGGUCGACGUUUCGAAACUUCGCCAGGUGCCCGAUAGCCAAGAAGUCUUCGUCUACCCUGACUCGGACGCAAGCUUCAUCAUCGAAGUUCUCGAACAUGCACCCCCCACCGAUGUUACCGAAGCAAUAAAAUAUCAUUUCACAGACAUCGCUCAGGCAAACGGAGAUGAUAAGCCUCGAGUCCUUGAUACCCGACUUAUCGUCAAUGAUAGGAUGGACGAUACGCCGUCCCCGGUCGUUCUCCGAGGAAAGCAGUCUGCUGUCAAAUUUAACCAACCUCAGCCCACCGAAGUCACCAUCUUCAUGGGUCUCUUCCGUGUCCAGGGAAAAAACGUGGACCUGCUUGUCACCGCCAAUGUACCAGAGGGUGAUAUUGAGCCAGACUUUGACAUCAUGAUACGAUCUUUGCGCAUUAUGGACUAUGGUCUUUUUGCGUGA
Coniophora puteana RWD-64-598 SS2 is the source of this 495-nucleotide messenger RNA. Its product is annotated as Mog1p PsbP-like protein. The record is from RefSeq and is a predicted model, not a curated record. Lineage: Eukaryota; Fungi; Basidiomycota; Agaricomycetes; Boletales; Coniophoraceae. Gene Ontology annotation, biological process: protein import into nucleus. Gene Ontology annotation, molecular function: small GTPase binding; guanyl-nucleotide exchange factor activity. Bases 1 to 495 code for a protein of 164 amino acids. Gene Ontology annotation, cellular component: nucleus. The transcript has 3 exons.